This is a messenger RNA of Closterium sp. NIES-67, 4308 nucleotides long. The record is from the annotation of a GenBank genome assembly. NCBI's taxonomy places the organism in Eukaryota, Viridiplantae, Streptophyta, Zygnematophyceae, Desmidiales, Closteriaceae.
UCCUUGACCAGACAGGCAGGCAUCCCCAGUUGGUUUUCUUCUAGUCCAGGAGUCUCUUUUCUCAAUGCAUCGUUCCCCUCCACCAACUCGGGACGUUAUGAUGCUUCGCGGCGUCCUUAGACCUUUCGCCUUCUACUAUGCGCCGCCGAAGAGGUAGCACAUUCUCACCCGUCUCCACCUCUACUAGCAUCUCUUCGUGUAACUCGCACCAUAGUCGCGUCUGCGAAUCUGUUUCAUCGCAACAAAAGUGAGAAUCCGCUGAAGCUAAUCAUGACGACCGUGUCACCCGCCCAUGGACCCGCGUGGGGGGCCUAAUGGACGAUAGCAUCACAGGGACGACAGUCGGACUGUCUCCAGAGGGGCCGCGGAAAAUAGUUCAUAUAAGAACAGGCUCGUUAGACGACGAGUCUCGCGUCGUUCCCAUCGCGCGCUCGUCGCCUCCUGCCGGGUCGGCUGUGGGAGAGCCUGCGCGGCCUGGCACGGCCGGAAGGGGUGGAGGCUCGUCGGUAGAAAGCCGGGUGUCGCCGAAAAGCGCCUUGUCCCCGAGCUCUAGUAGUGCUGUUGGUAGUAGUGCGAGUAGUAGCAGUAGCAGUAGUAGGAGUUCAAGAAGUAGAGGCGCUUUGCACCCGAAGAGCGACGUGCAUCAUUCGGCGGGAAAGCCGGUCGUCAUACGGAAACGCGGCGACGUCUUCGACGACUCGCAGCUGUUUCCGUCGGCCAGAGCCUCUCCAUCGCAUCAACCUGACCUCACUGCGCGCCGAUCCCUAGACAUCUCCGUGUCCAGCCAACCAAGACGCAUUUGCCCCGCAGCUGACCUGGCGGCGGCGGUGCCAGCUGGCGGGCCGGCGGCAGCACCCAGCGCGUGGGCAGGCAAUGACACGUCAGCAGCAGCGGAGCCGCUCGGCCAGUCGGCAUGGGCCAACAACCUGGGGUGCAAACCCGACCCGCGGCUGAACCCCUACCCCAACUUCGGCUCCCAAAGAAUCCGCUUCUCCUCCUCUCAUGACAGCCCGGACUGGCUACAGAGCCAGAGUCAGAGGUCUUCAUCCGAGUUUAACCCGAAACUGAACCGAAGCUCCUUCGACAGCAGACAUGUGCCCAUCUCUCCCGCCCCCAUCCCGUGGGACUCUCCUGCUGCAGGCAGCAAGUCCUACAACGCAGUAACGAGUCUCGAGGGUAAAGCAGCACCGCUGACCGGCAGAGGAGAGCAUAUGCCUGAGUAUGAGCCGCCACCCAUCGGCACGGGGAGCAGCGGUGGGCAUAAGGCAGUAGGAGCACAGGGCCCGAGGGUAUCGCCGAAGUCUGGUUUUUGCCCUCAGGCCCCUGUCAGAGCAGCAGCAGCAGCAGCAGGGCCUGUGAGGGCUGUGAGAGGUGGGAGUGGAUCCUUUCUGUUGCUGAAAGAUGAGCUGGCCGCUUAUGAAAGACGCGCAGGGACGGUUGCAGACGGAGAAGCAGCAGCAGCAGCAGCAACAGGAGCAACAGGAGCAUCUGCGUUUGUGAGGGCGGUGGGGGGCGGGAGUGGAUCCUCCAUGUCGCUGAAAAACGAACUGGCGUCUUAUGAAAGACGAGCAGGGAGGGCAGCAGAAGGAGAAGCAGCAGCAGCAGCAGCAGCAGCAGCAGGAGCAUCUGUGUCUGUGAGGGUGGUGGGCGGUGGGAGUGGAUCCCUCAUGUCGCUGAAAGACGAGCUGGCGGCUUAUGACGACAGCGAGGAGGAGGGAGAGACGCUCAUACGACCUCGUGCACCUGCUGCUGCGGCCACACCUGCUGCUGCUGCUGCUGCCCCUGCUGCUGCUUUGGCGGCAGAUAUUUCUGCACCUGGUGCUACUUUGGAAGCCUCGUUCGAAAUCUUCCGUUCUGACUCUCCGCCAACUGCAGCAGCUGGGAGCCACAGCACAGGCAGCAGCGGGGGCAGCGGCAGCGGCAGCGGCAGUGGCAGUGGCAGUGGCUCCAUAUCUUUCUCGCCGAACGGCCCCCAGCUGGCAGGAAACAGCCAAGGGAACAGCAGAGGGUACAGCCGGGGGGCACAGGGGGGCGAGGCUGGAGGAGGGGGCUCCCCAGCAGCAGUGGAGUGCCGGCAAUUCUCCCCGGACCAACUCGCCCGAGCCACGGACAGCUGGGCGGCAGACAACAGGCUCGGGCGAGGCUCGUUCGGAACCGUAUACAAGGGCCGGUUGCUGGGAUGUAUGGGCAGUGCAGAGUACCACAUGGAAGUGGAAGUUCUGUCGAGGAUGCGGCACCCCCACAUAGUGCUGCUCAUGGGGCACUGCCCCGACGAGAUGUGCCUCGUGUAUGAGUACCUGCCAGGGGGCAGCCUGCAGGACUGUCUUGAUGCUAUUGCUGCUGGGAAUAGCAGUGGCAUGGGCAGUAGGGGUGGUGGGAUGAGCAGUGAUGGGUUUAGCAGCAGCACCGGUGGAGCGAGCCUAGGUGGUGCUGUCAUUAGCAGCGGUAGCAAUAGCAGCAGCAUUGGCGGGGGCAACAGUGCUGGUGGUGGUGGUAGUGUUGGGGGGAGCAGCAGGGGCGGCAGAAAGGCGUUGACUUGGUUUGACCGGGUGAGAAUCUUAUCUGAGGUGGCCGGAGCUCUGAUGUACCUCCACCAGAACGACCCCCCCAUAGCACACCGCGACUUAAAGCCCGACAACAUCCUCCUCGAUACAAGCCUCUCCUCUAAGGUGGGCGACGUGGGCCUUGCGCGGUUACUCAGCGACGUCGAGAACAUAACCGCGCGGGUGCGAGGCACAGUGGGGUAUAUUGACCCGGAGGAGCUAGAGACCUGCGAGAUCUCGGUGCUGUCUGACGUGUAUGCGUUUGGGCUGAUAGCGCUGCAGCUGCUCCUAGGGGAGCCCAACGUGAAAGAGCUCCAUAGGAGACUGGCGCGAAUGCAGGAGUGGAUUGGCGUGAGCAUGGGUGGGUUUGGGGUAGGGGGAGGAGAGGGCAUGGUGGGUAAUGCCUGGGGCCAGAGCCCGUCAGCCGAGGCAGCCAGUACAAGGGUUUUGGCGCGGACUAUUGAUGAGAUCGUGAGGGAGUUGGACAUUUCCGGGGGCCAGUGGCCCGUGCCUGUGGCUCGGAAGCUGGCGGAGCUGGCGCUCCGGUGUGUGGUUCGGCAGCGGGAGGCUCGGCCGAGCCUGGUGGAGGUGGUACAGCCGGCCAUGGGGGAGGUGAUGGAGGACGCUGAGGGGGAGAUGGGGAAGCGGAGACGAAGCUUCGACGAGCAGUGCAUGUGCCCCCUGUCGCAUAAACGCAUGACGGACCCGGUGGUGGCAGCCGACGGGUUCACGUACGAGCGCAGCAGCAUCGAGCGCUGGUUGCUCGCCCACUCCACCUCACCACGCACCGGCCAGCCACUCCCCCACAAGCACCUCACACCCAACCACACGCUCAAGGUGCUGCUGCAGGGGCAGUAGGGGCUGCUUACUUUGCUGCAGGGGCAGUAGAGGCUGCUACUCUCCACAGGUUCACGCAGAGGCGCAGCAGCAUCGAGCGCACCACCCUCCGCACCGGGCAGCCGCUCCCCACAAGCACCUCACACCCAACCACACACUCAAGGUGCUGCUGCAGGGGCAGAAGGGGCUGCACGCUUUGGUAGAGGCGCAGUAGGGGCUGCUACUCCCACAGGUUCAUGUACGAGCGCAGCAGCAUCGAGCGCACCUUCCCCCGCACCGGCCAGCCCCUCCCCCACAAGCACCUCACGCCCAACCCAGCCGCUCCUCCAUUGGUGCUUGUGCUUCCUUGGUGCUUGUUCUUCCUUGGUGCUUGUGCUUCCUUGGUGCUUGUGCUUGCUGCAAUCUGGGGGGCUGGGGUCCCUACUGGCCCUGCAGCUCAAGCACAAGCACAAGCAUCUCACUCACCCCCAGCCAAGGUGCUGCUGCAGGUGCAAUACAGUCUACUGCUGCCUGUGGGAUUGCCUGACACACUGGCAUGAUGGCAUCUGCAACCCGCCUUGGCAUCGAUCAAGCAUCUCGCCAUCUCCCUGCAAUCCGUCAUCUCUCAACAGACUUUCACUAUUUGUUUGCUGGCCAACCUUUUCCACCAACCCGGCUUCUCCGGCUUGGUGCUAUUGCGGCAGCGCACCAUUUGUGUUAGCAGCAACAACAGCAGCUAUUGUGCACUUCAAAUCCUGCAGUGCACGCUUUUUUUGUUCGAUUUUUAUCGUUUUGCCCGUAGGUAGCUGUAGUAUGCAUAGCAGACCCCCAGGUUGACGAUAUGCUGUGUGGAUUCAUGUAGAUGUGGUACUGUAUGGGCUGCUUUGGUACGAUGUGUUGUGAUAUAGUAGUUUCCAUGUAUCAUACAAGAUGAUGUGUAUAGUUUUCC